AUGGAGGUCGAUCCGGCAGAGCUGCCGAUAACACCUUGGGUGAGAAGUGUCAUCUCAGGGUGUGAUGUGAUGCGCAACCCCAAGUACAACAAAGGUCUGGCCUUCAGUGAGGAAGAAAGGGGGAGGCUGUACCUUAGGGGUCUGCUGCCGCCGGCCGUGCUUUCGCAGGAAGUCCAAGCAGAGCGGUGCAUGAUCAACAUUCGCAGCAAGUCCUCUGACUUGGAGCGCCAUAGCUACCUGACCUCUUUACAGGAACGCAAUGAGAGUCUUUUCUACUAUGUGCUGUCCAACAAUAUUGAGGAGCUCCUGCCCAUAGUGCAUAUGCCCACAGUAAGCGAGUACUGCCAGACAUACGGCCUCAUGUUCAAGAGCCUGCCGCGCUCCCUCUUCAUCUGCAUGAAGGACAAAGGCAGGGUGUACUCGCUUUUGAAGAACUGGCCGGAGAGAAGGAUCAAGGCCAUAUGCCUGACAGAUGGUGAGCGGGUGGGGGCCUUGGGGGACCUGGGGGUUCAGGCAGUGGGCGUUCCCGUCUCAAAGCUGGCCCUCUACAGCGCAUGCGCCGGCAUCCCCCCCAACAUGUGCCUCCCCGUCUGCAUAGACGCCGGCACAGACAAUGAGGAGCUGCUGCAGAGCCAAUUCUAUGUGGGAUCAAAGCACAAGCGGGUGCGAGGGGAUGUGUACUACGAGCUCCUGGAUGAAUUCAUCAGCGCCGCAAAAAGGAGGUUUGGGAAUACGGUCCUGGUGCACUUUGAGGACAUGAGCUACGCCAACCUGUCGCGGCUGUUCAACCAGUACCGGGGCAGCCUGGCCUGCUUCUCAGACGAUGUGCAGGGGACGGCAGCUGUGGUGCUGGCGGGGAUUUUGGCGGCACAGCCGCUGACGGGGAAGUCUUUGGCAGACCACACCAUCAUGAUCGCGGGGGAUGGCGCGGCCGGCACCGCCCUGGCCGAGCUUCUGGCAGAAGCCAUCGCCCGCCAGAACAGGCGGGGCGGCGGCACGAUCGUUGACGCGCGGCGGCAGUUCUGGUUGGUGGACCGGCACGGCCUGGUGACGCGCGGCCGCGCGGACGCGGACUCGUUACCGGAUCAUGCGCUGCCGUACUGCCACGAGGGUCCCCCUUGCGCUGACCUGGCGGCCGCCGUGGCAGCGCUGCGGCCCAGCGUGCUCAUCGGCGUCUCCGACGGCGCCCCCUCCGUUGAGUUCACCCGCGGAAUUUGCGAGGAGCUCGCGCGCAUCAACAGCCGCCCCAUCAUCAUGCCCCUCUCGCUGCCAGAGCCGGAGCUGAGGGCUGAGGAUGCAUACGAGUGGACUGGAGGCAAAGCGGUCUUUGCCGACAGGGUGCGCCGGACAAGCGCCUCCGCGCAGGUGUCCACUUCUGGCGGCCAAUCCUUCACUCCAGGGUGCGUGGAGACCGCAUACAUAUUCCCAGGCAUUGGACUGGGCAGCAUAGUGUCGCGUGCGACGCGCCUGCGCGACGAAGCCUUCAUCGCCGCAGCGGAAGCGCUCGCCAGCCUCGUCACUGACGAGGAUCGCGCGAGGGGGAGCAUCUACCCGCCGCUGCGAGACAUCCGGACCAUAUCCGCAAAGGUGGCCUGCGCCGUCGCCAAGAAGGCCUACGAGUCCGGCGUGGCAACAGCGCUGCCGCGGCCGCACGAUGUUAAGGCGGCAGUAAGGGCCUCCAUGUACAGAUCUACGUACCGCAAGUACCGAUAG
Molecule: messenger RNA, 1713 nt
Organism: Coccomyxa subellipsoidea C-169
Lineage: Eukaryota; Viridiplantae; Chlorophyta; Trebouxiophyceae; Coccomyxaceae
Product: NADP-dependent malic enzyme
Exons: 13
Coding region: 1-1713 (570 amino acids)
Biological process (GO): malate metabolic process; pyruvate metabolic process
Cellular component (GO): chloroplast
Molecular function (GO): NAD binding; malate dehydrogenase (decarboxylating) (NADP+) activity; malate dehydrogenase (decarboxylating) (NAD+) activity
Source: RefSeq, a predicted model, not a curated record